AUGGUGACAGAGGAACAGUCAGCGCCCCCGCCCGGAGCCGGGAUGGGCACGCCCGGCGGUCCGAAGCGGACUCCGCUGACUCCAGAGCAAUUGCGGAGAAUAGAAAGCAACCGCCAGAAAGCCAUAGCAAUACGGGAGCAACGCGAAGCAGAACAGGCUCGGGCUCACAAUGCUGACCCUUCAUCUACCAAAGGUGUCAAACGAACGUACUCCUCCAUGACUGCCUCCGAUCCCCCGGCGACUCUGCGCGAUGCGGCCUCUACAGAUAACCGCCCACUAGAUGGCAUCAAGCCGGCGCGCAACUUUACCAAAUUCGUUGAAUAUGACUUCUCUAAGAUCACGGACACGAAGGGAGGGUUCUUGACCGAAGAAGAUGACCGGUUCAACAAAGCCCUUCACGUUCGGGAUGAGAAGGCGGAGCAAAAGCCAGCACACAUGACGCAGAAGGAAUGGGAGCGACAACAGCUGCUGAAGAAUCUCCAUCGAGAUCGAGCGGGAAUUUUUGAACCGGGGCUGAGUGUGCUGGAUGAGCGGACGCAACAGAAAACAUGUCGAGAGUGUGGCAGCUUAGAAAUCGACUGGAAAUGGGAGGAAGCUUUCCGAUGCUGUGUCUGCCAUGCUUGCAAGGAUAAAUUCCCGGACAAAUACAGUCUGCUUACCAAGACUGAAGCACGAGAGGACUAUCUCUUGACCAAUCCCGAGCUUCAGGAUGAGGAGCUCCUCCCACAUCUUGAGCGCCCGAAUCCGCAUAAAUCGACGUGGAAUAAUAUGAUGCUGUAUCUACGGUACCAGGUCGAAGAAUACGCCUUUUCAGCCAAGAAAUGGGGUUCGCCGGAAGCAUUGGACGCGGAAUUCGAGCGACGCGAGAAUGAGAAGAAGCGCCGGCGGGAGGUCAAAUUCAAGAGCAAACUGGAAGACCUCAAGAAACGUACACGAGUCGACGCAUACCGACGAAGCCGUCAAGGAGCAGCCGGUGGUAACUUCGGUGAUGACUUGGGGAAUGGUGGACGACAUGUACAUCAGUGGGGAAGAUCGGUUGAAGAUCCCAAGACGGGGAUUGGGGUCAAGAAAUGCGUUGACUGCGGGAUGGAAGUCGAAGAACUCGAAUUCUAA
Molecule: messenger RNA, 1113 nt
Organism: Aspergillus tubingensis
Lineage: Eukaryota; Fungi; Ascomycota; Eurotiomycetes; Eurotiales; Aspergillaceae
Gene: rad14
Product: DNA repair protein RAD14
Exons: 3
Coding region: 1-1113 (370 amino acids)
Biological process (GO): base-excision repair; nucleotide-excision repair, DNA damage recognition; UV-damage excision repair
Cellular component (GO): nucleotide-excision repair factor 1 complex
Molecular function (GO): damaged DNA binding
Source: RefSeq, a predicted model, not a curated record